Xenopus laevis (African clawed frog) is the source of this 5842-nucleotide messenger RNA. It is a transcript of the gene mtmr3.S, whose product is annotated as myotubularin related protein 3 homeolog S. Gene Ontology annotation, cellular component: cytoplasm; membrane; cytosol. Gene Ontology annotation, biological process: regulation of autophagy; midbody abscission; phosphatidylinositol dephosphorylation. NCBI's taxonomy places the organism in Eukaryota, Metazoa, Chordata, Amphibia, Anura, Pipidae. The record is from RefSeq and is marked provisional. Gene Ontology annotation, molecular function: phosphoprotein phosphatase activity; protein phosphatase binding; phosphatidylinositol-3-phosphate phosphatase activity.
GUGGUUGUGAGAAAGAAGGAAGAACCCUGAACCCAGGAAGAUAGCAGCUAAAACCGGACACCAGCGACUCGUAGGGAUACUGCUCGCACUCUGCACCUCGAUAAGCAUUUUUGACGGAUCGACCUCCGGGACAGAUUUCCCCUUCCACGUAGGGAAAAUGUGUUAAACCUGCAACCACCAAGGAAGGGAAAUUUCAAAGCUUGGAUUCUGUGUAGUUUAAAGACCCUGGUAAAGACGCUGUGUAGCCAUACAGGUUUCAUUUGCCAUGGAUGAAGAAAGUCAGAGCAGCCUAGAGUGUAUCCAAGCCAACCAGAUUUUUCCACGCAAACAGCUGAUCAGGGAAGAUGACACCCUUCAGGUUCCUUUCCAAGAGCUGCAUGGAGAGAGCACAGAGUUUGUGGGCCGAGCAGAGGAUGCAGUCAUCUCUUUAUCCAACUAUCGUUUGAACAUCAAAUAUAAAGAAUCUUCUAUCAAUGUUCCACUGCAGCUCAUUGAAUCUGUUGAGUGUCGUGAUCCUUUCCAGCUCCAUUUGACCUGCAAAGACUGUAAAGUGAUCAGGUGCCAGUUCUCCAGCUUUGAGCAAGUGCAGGAAUGGCAGAAACGCAUGAAUUCUGCUCUGCGUCCACCAAGUCGAAUUGAGGAUCUCUUUUCCUUUGCAUACCAUGCAUGGUGUAUGGAGGUGUAUGCAAGUGAAAAAGAACAGCAUGGAGACUUGUGUCGUCCAGGAGACUACGUAAUAUCACGAUUUAAGAAUGAGGUGGAACGAAUGGGUUUUGACAUGGAAAAUGCUUGGAGAAUUUCGAAUAUCAAUGAGAAGUUUAGGCUGUGUCCUAGUUAUCCACAGGAACUAAUCAUCCCUGCUUGGAUAACAGAUAAAGAGUUGGAAAGUGUUGCCAACUUUCGUUCAUUGAAGCGUUUUCCGGCUGUGGUGUACAGGCAUCAAAGUAAUGGGGCUGUGAUUGCACGAUGUGGGCAACCUGAAGUCAGCUGGUGGGGCUGGAGAAACGCAGAUGAUGAGCAUCUUGUUCAGUCUGUUGCUAAAGCCUGUGCCACAGACAGUAGUCGAACCAGCCCAGGCAAAAUGGCCAAUGGUGGCUGUCCCCGCAACCACGUAAAUGGUGGAGUUCUGACAGAUGUAGAUUUUGAAUCCUCUUUGUCAAACAUUCCACCUCCUGAAAGCCCCUCUGUUCAGCCACAAAAACUGCUCAUCCUUGAUGCUAGAUCAUAUGCUGCUGCCGUGGCCAACCGUGCCAAGGGUGGAGGCUGCGAGUGUCCUGAGUAUUAUCCUAACUGUGAGGUUGUGUUCAUGGGAAUGGCCAAUAUUCACUCCAUUCGUAAAAGUUUCCAGUCGCUACGCCUGCUCUGCACACAAAUACCUGACCCAGCCAACUGGCUUUCUGCAUUGGAAGGUACCAAAUGGUUGCAGCACCUCUCUAUGCUGCUCAAGUCAUCCCUUUUGGUGGUGCCUACGCUGGACAAAGAUCAAAGACCUGUUCUUGUGCACUGCUCUGAUGGCUGGGAUCGGACCCCACAAAUUGUGGCACUUUCCAAACUGCUGCUGGACCCUUAUUAUAGAACUAUAGAGGGUUUCCAAGUCCUGGUGGAGACAGAGUGGUUGGACUUUGGACACAAAUUUGCAGACCGCUGUGGACAUGGUGAGAAUUCUGAAGACCUGAAUGAGCGCUGUCCUGUCUUUCUGCAGUGGUUGGACUGUGUGCACCAACUGCAGAGGCAGUUUCCAUGUUCAUUUGAAUUUAACGAAGCUUUUCUGGUUAAGCUGGUGCAGCAUACCUAUUCCUGUUUGUUUGGGACAUUCCUGUGUAACAACGGCAAGGAGCGAAGUGAAAAGCACAUCCAGGAGCGUACAUGUUCAGUCUGGUCCUUACUGCGUGCAGGGAACCGUUCUUUCAAGAACUUGUUAUACUCUACUCAGUCUGAAACUGUGCUGUAUCCUGUAUGCCACGUGCGGAAUUUGAUGCUGUGGAGUGCGGUUUAUCUACCAGGCUCCUCCCCUUCCACUCCUAGUGUGGAGUCCUGCACACCAUACCCUGCUUCUGGGUCUGCAACAGAGGAACCACCAAUAUGCAGGCUGUCAAAGACCCGGUCAUAUGAUGAUCUCCCUUCUGCUUGUGACAUCAUGGUGCCCUGCAUGAACAGGAGGAGCAGCGAUCCCAGUCUUAAUGAUAAGUGGCAGGACCAUCGGCGUUCUUUAGAGCUUAAUGGUUUGGGGAACCCGGGGGAGGAAGGGUAUGAAGGCGAUAGACAACCACUGGGAGCUCAUCUGUCCAUGGCAGCUGGUGUGGGUGAAGGGCAAAUGGAGAACAUCCUGCAAGAGGCCACCAAGGAAGAGGGAAUUGUUGAGGAGCUUGGUGGGAAACAGGGAAAGGGCCCGGAAGCAUGUCUGGAAAUAGAACAAGCAAAUUAUUUAGAAGAUUCUGCGAAAGGGGAGGAAGGUCUAGAACUGACCAGUAACACACCCCAUGCUCAAAGUAAUGAGGGGAUGCCAGACCGAGAUCGGGAGUGUGCCAACCCCAAGCCAGGAGGAGAAUGUGAUAAGUUCUCAAAUGGGAAAAUCUACAAUACUGAGGAUGCAGAAGUGGAUGGUGGUUCACCUCAGGAAUUUUGUGAUGAUGAAGGCACAAGCCAAGUGCCCGAGCAGCUUGCCUUUAAAUUAGAAGGGAAUACAAAACAAAAUGGAAUUAAAUUUGAAGAAGAUGCAAGCCAAGUGACAGAGAAGCUUAACUUUAAAUCAGAAGGGGGUAUAGAACAAAAUGGAGUUGAAUUUGAGGAAUGUGCAAGCCAAGAGCACAAGAAUCACAAUGGUGUAGAAAUUGAGGAAGAAGUCCAGAACAGUCCUAGUCCUCUUCCAUCAGCCCUUACCUCUUCAUGUGUAGUUUUGGAGGAUUCAACGGAUACCUUAACUGAAGGCCCUGUAGUCUCUUGGCCUUGCAGGCUGGACCAUGUGACUGCAGCAAAUGAACUGGCACAAAAGCCAGAAAAUUCAUCCAAUGAGGGCCUCGUUAUGAUGGGUAUACGGGGAAUGAAGCUGCAAAGUGAUAUGACAUGUAUGCCUCCCAUGCUUUCUCAAUGUGCCUUCCACAACUCUGAAUGCAAAGUACUAAUUCAUUGUAACAGGGACCAAAUUUAUUGUCCCUCUCUUGAUGGGUCUUGCCUUAAUGGGGACAUCCGAAGGGGCAAGCCAGGACUCUCACGACAGAACUCUAGCACAAACACCCCUCACCUACGGAAUACUCCGCACAAGUGCCCACUGCAUAGUGGAGGGAGAAAUAGGAUUGGAAGUCCUCCAGAACAGCAAGCUCGUAACCACCUAGAUGAUGAUGGCAUGCCUCUCUAUGUGGACCCCAUACAGCAAAGGCUAAGACAGAUGGAGUGUGGUCAUCAGCAGGAGGUUGAAACCUUAAAGAAACAGGUCCAGGAGCUACGGUGCCGGUUAGAAAACUUCUUUCCCAACAGCCCCUUGCGUUUCAAUGGUGAAUUUACAGAUGAAGUGAACUCGAUCCCAGAUACUGAAGGCAACAGAGAUCCCAGCUGUUUGUCGGGCUGCAGCACAGAACCCUUAUCUGAGACUAGCUGGGAACAAGUGGACAAACGGGAUACAGAGGUGACGAGGUGGGUGCCAGAUCAUGUAGCACACAACUGUUAUAACUGUGACAGCAAAUUCUGGCUGGCAAGCAGGAAGCAUCAUUGUAGGAACUGUGGGAAUGUUUUCUGCUCUAGCUGUUGUAACCAGAAGGCACCAGUUCCAAGCCAACAGCUGUUUGAGCCAAGCCGAGUUUGCAAGUUAUGUUACACCGACCUGCACCCCACCUGGGAACUGGAAAAUCCUAUUGCAGCAACGUCAAACUAGGCAAACUUCCAUAAAGGCAGAGAGCCGAGCCUUGAUACCCAGUGGAUGGUCCUGAGGAAUCUGUUGUUGGAGAAUUAAAUCUUAUUGCUUUCUCUACUAUGUACCUUUCUCCACUAUACACACUUUAUUUCCAAGAUCCUGCUGUUUAUCAAGACUGCGUUUGGAAGGGGACCUUUGAAUUUGUGUUUUCAAUGCUGGCUAUUUAGCAGUAGUUCUGGUUUUCUAAUUCCUUGAAGGACUAAAUAGUGGCUUUGAGGUGGGCACAUUGCUCUUUUCUCCUCCUGCCACUAGUGGGCCUCAGAGUGUGCCCUUGUUUGUCUGCACACAGUUGUGGGUCUGCCUUUUUAGCCACAUAUAGACCUCAUUAUCUGCAGUACUUUGGCAUGAUCUGAAUAUAUUGACACAUAUUCUCACAUCCCCUUCUGAUUCAGAUUAUCCACUCAUAGUGAGAGUUGGCCCCUACAACAUUUAAAAGAAUUCUGUUGUGCACAGGGUGUUAUGAACCUGUUUGUAUGCACGCUGUACAUUUCAGUCAGUGAGAAGUAUUGGAAAUGUGGGAUAUAAGAUGGCAGUGAAUUAACGAGAAUUAAUGUUAGACUCCUGAAUAAGAUAAUGCUCAUUCUGAAAAGCAAAGUCAAUUCUAGAAAGCAGAUAGUGUGCAUUCUUUUUCAAUGUGCUGUGUGGUGCUGCAAAGAACAUUCACACCAAAAAAAUCAAUGUGUUUAAAGUAGUGGAAAUAUAAUGUACUGUUGCCCUAUACUGGUUAAAGUUGUGUUUGCUUCAGAAACACUACUACAUAUAUCUGCUGCUGUGUAGCCCUGGGGGCUGCCAUUCAAGUUGGAAAAAAAGAAAAGUCACAGACUACAUAGCAGAUAACAGAUAUGCUCUUUAAAACACCAUUGUAUUCUACAGAGCUUCUCUGUUAUCUGCUGUGUAGUCUGUGCCAUUUAGCACGAUUCCUAUGAACUAUAGUAGAGUCUCUGAUGCAAAUGCAUAUGUAUUACUAGUGUGGGGCAGCAGUACAUAAUUUUAAUUACUUUGAGAAUUCCAUUGUUUGCUGUUACUGUUAUUUACAAGGUAUAGCAAUUCUCACACAGGAGAUUUAUUUUGCCAUGUGCCUGAUUUGUAUCUUCCCUUUCGUAGAAGCUGUUGCAAUUUUACAGUGACCAGGUACCACCUUGACCUGCAUUCUUUUGCCACUAGUUUUUGCACUGGCAAAUAUAAUAGAUAAGGGCUAACUACACUCCUGAUAUAUAAAGCAGAAAACAUUCAGAACAAAAAGAGUAGCAUGUUCAGAAUGAAUCUCAAUGCUUACAAAUUAACCCUCCAUCAGCUAGAUACAGGACUCUCAGAAUACAGAUUAUAAGUGGUUUACAAGAAAAUCUCUACUAAGAAGGUUGCAUUUGAAACAUUGAAAGUAUUAAAACCCAAAAAUGUAUUCUAAUUUAAUUUUUUUUAUUCACCUUACAUGUUGCUUUAUAGGUAAGGUGUUUGAUACUAACAUUGGUUCUUGACUUGUUUUCAAAACUCCAAUGUUUCAUGUGUUGUCUCAUUAGUAGAGUAAAUGUUAAAGGACAGGUCAACCCAAAAAAAAUGGGUUGCCUAAUAAAAGAAAACACAAUUCUAAGCAACUUUGCAAUAUGAAUUUAUUAAACAUUGUUAGUGCUUUAAAAGUUACUUGUAAAUGUCAUUGCCGUUGAAAGCAGCAUUUGCUUAACUCCUGGUUGUUACUUAUACAAUGCUGCAAAAGGCAAUCUGCUCCUGCAAGACAGGUCUGUAAGUCCGUUGUUUUGUGUUACAUUGUUUCAAAAGGCAGAGCCACCAGGGUAGAGAAAAGACUGGGCCAAACACUGCUUUUAAUAGGAAUACAAAUGCAAACCAUAGAAAAUUUGUAAUGAAUGAAUGCAAAGCUGCUUAGAAUUAUGUUUUCUUGUAAAACAUUAUUUUUUGGGUUGACAUGUCCUUAAAGGAGAA